Psilocybe cubensis is the source of this 969-nucleotide messenger RNA. RefSeq lists its product as uncharacterized. The transcript is spliced from 8 exons. The record is from RefSeq and is a predicted model, not a curated record. The coding region runs from base 1 to 969 and encodes 322 amino acids. Lineage: Eukaryota; Fungi; Basidiomycota; Agaricomycetes; Agaricales; Agrocybaceae.
AUGGGCACUCCCAAUACCGCUCAGCUUCACUAUAUAGAGGUCAUGUGCGAGUCCAUCCUGCAGGGGAUGUACUGCGUAUUGGUCAUCGUAAUCCUCUGGCUCCUGAUGCGACCUAAGCCUAUGCCCAUGAUUCACCGAGUCAUGUUUUUGGCCGGAAUUUUGAUGUGGGCGCUGUCGUGUGUUCAUUUGGGCCUCGUCAUCCAGCAAGUCACCCAUGUUGUUACUCCGAUUCCAAAUGCACAAGCCCAGGCGUCUAUUGCAACUAUACAGUUCAUGAUUGGCGACAUGAUCAUUAUAUGGCGUGUAUGGGUUGUCUGGGGUCGAAGCUACUUAGCGGCUGCCAUCCCAUUCCUUUUAAUGCUUUCCUCUGCCGGUGUCCGUUUUGCAGAAGCAGCAGAGUUGACCACUUUUGCACAUAGACCACGAAUUGCAGACGUGGCAACAGCACUUCUCGUCACCAACGUAAUUUUAUCGACAAUUCUGAUUGCUGGAAGGAUUUGGUAUAUGCAAUGGAAGAUGAACAAACUUCUCGGUCGAGCCCCCUCGACACGGUCCCAGAAUAAAUACCAGGGUGUUCUGUUGCUUAUUAUCGAAUCUGGUGCCAUUUACGCCCUCUCCCAGAUCAUUGAUUUGAUUCUGGAUGAUGUUCAUAGUAACGGUAUUCACACCGUCUUAGACCUCCAAAUACCCUUGGCUGGUAUUCUUCCAACGUUGAUUGUUCUUGUUGUCCAUCUAGACCUUGUCCCAGGAAGCACCGUGUCAGAAACUCAGCGCUCCACGACAGUUGGCAGUAAAUUCCAAGCUGCAUCUAGACCAACAAACACAAGCUCCGGAUUCGGUGCAAGCAAAGGAACUUCGGUUUCUCUCCGUAUGGAAACGAUUAACGACUCUGUGGACUACUCCGAGAACACUCAAUAUGACAAGUCGUCGUAUCAAAGCUCGAAUUACAAGACCGCGAAUGCUGUAUAA